CCCAGUCUCGGUCCCCGCCGGCCGCAGCCCGGGAUGGAGCCGCCGCCGCUGCCGCUGCUCUCGGGGGCCUGCGUCGCCUGCACCCUCGGCAUGUUCGCCACGGGCCUCUGGUUCACGCAGCCUGAGUGCGGACGCAGCGGGUGGAGGCGCUGCCAGCGCGGGACGUGUCCCGUCAGGGGCGGGGACUGACCUGCGCCAGAUGUUUCGCACAAGGAGUGUGGAGAAUAUCCAGUUCCUGCCCUUCCUUACCACCGAUGUAAAUAACCUGAGCUGGCUGAGCUACGGGUGCUUGAAGCAGGACUGGACACUGAUCACCGUGAACGCCAUCGGGGCGGCGCUGCAGACCCUGUAUAUCCUGGUGUACCUCUAUUUCAGCCCCGAGAAGCGCCGGGUUCUGCUGCAGAGCGUGGCCCUGCUGGGGGUGCUGACCCUCGGCUUCUGCUACUUCAACCUCCUGACCCCAGACGUGGACGUGCGCCUGGCACACCUGGGGCUCUUCUGCAGUGUCUUCACCAUCAGCAUGUACCUCUCGCCCCUGGCUGUCUUGGCCAAGGUCAUCCGGACCAGGUCAACCCGGUGCCUGUCCUUCCCACUGACUGUGGCCACCUUCCUGGCCUCGGCCAGCUGGACGCUCUAUGGCCUCCAGCUCAAUGACCUCUACAUCAUGGUCCCUAACGUCCCCGGGAUAGUCACCAGCAUCCUGCGGCUCUGGUUAUUCUGGCAGUUCCCUCCGGACCAGGACAAGCUCUACAAGCCCCUGCAGGCCUGAGGCCUGGGACCUGCCAUCUCCGCCGUCCUGGGGCAGGAAGAAGCAUCACUGAGCCCUUGUGGUGGGGAGCCAGCGGCAGGUGCAGACCCAGCUCCUCAGCCCGUGGGUCGAAUGAUUUCCCUCCCCCCAGUACCUUCACUGACCGAUGAAGGGAGGAGCCAAUGCUCACACUGUGAUUCUACUGCCCUUGCCCCUGCCCUGGUGGCGGCCCCUGCCAGCCGCCCCUUAGGCCUGCCUUAGCCAAAGAGCCUUGCACGGCACUACACGGGUACUGCCCCCUGCCUGGGGCUCUGCUGCUCCUGGGGGGCUCUGAGGAGUCAUGGCUGCCUUGCCGCAAGGGAUGCCCCCACACCUCCAGCCAUUUUCAUUUUUCUUUGGUUUGCUCUAUUGGGAAUAGUGCCUUUGACACUUCAGCAGUGCCCCUGCACCAACCCCCAUGCACCUGGCCAGCUCUGGGGACUCUCUUCCUCCCUGCUGUGCUCAACCAUUCUAGGGGGGCUGUGGUGGGAGCCAAGUGCGGUGCUGGGGGGCUGCCCUCUUCUCUGUUGGAUGCCUUGGUUUGUAGUGCUGUUUUGUAUGAGCAUAAGUGCCUUUUAAUAAAUCAAAGCCAGAG
Messenger RNA from Caretta caretta (loggerhead turtle), 1382 nucleotides. The record is from RefSeq and is a predicted model, not a curated record. NCBI's taxonomy places the organism in Eukaryota, Metazoa, Chordata, Testudines, Cheloniidae.